UUUUUUCUUUGACACACCUCUCUACACUCUACUAUACACCACCAGUAUACGCUCUCUAUAACCACUACAAACAAGAUAUACAUCAGAUUAACAUUAAAUUAGCAGUAUCUCGCGUGCAUUCUCUGCAAAAUCUCUCUCUCACACACAUACAUAAAAACACACAAAAACACACAGUCGAUGGACAAAGAAAAAGAUAAGUUACACACCCGUUUUCCAAUGACCUAAAGCAUUCCCUUUUCCCUUUGGCUUUCAUCAUCGUCAUGGUUAAUACUUGGACUUAUACUACUAGUACAUAGGUUUUUCAGUAAAAAGGGCUGAAAAACACCCCUUUUGUAAGCUUAAAACUCGGGAGAAAAUCUCUCUCUCUCUCUCUCUCUCUCUCUCUCUCUCUCACACACACACACGCAGACAAACAGACAUCAAAGAACUCAAUUCUCAAUUAUGCUCUUAUCUUUGCACAUGAACAUAAGUUGAAACCCUUAAAAAGAGAGAAAUGGAUGGUGGUGGUGUAGGUACAUCUUGUCUGAUGGGGUUUGGAGAUAACAUCAACAUCAAUCGAAGCAGUAGUGGUGAUAAUAAUAACUGCAUUGGAUCGCUGUGUCUUCCUCCUACUCCUGUUAUAUACAACAAUACCGUAAUUUUUUCCACUCACGAUCAUCAUCAUAGCAACUGCGGUGCUUCCUCUUCUGCUAUGAUGCUUGAAGACAACAACAAUGGCAACAUUAACGAUGGAGGAGGCUUAGCCUUCAUCUCCUCGUCAUCAUGUUCUUCAUCUGUUAAGGCGAAGAUCAUGUCACAUCCUCAUUACCCUCGUUUGUUAUCAGCUUAUCUGAACUGUCAAAAGAUAGGCGCACCACCCGAAGUAGUUGAAAGAUUAGAAGAAGCCUGCCGAGCGUCGGUGAUGGCUGCAAUGUCUGCUAGUUCCGGCGGCUCUGGUGGCGGUGAUGGCGGUGGAGGUACGAGUACGACCUCUGUCGGACAAGAUCCAGCUCUCGAUCAGUUCAUGGAAGCGUACUGUGAGAUGUUAAUUAAAUAUGAGCAAGAACUCUCGAAACCCUUCAAGGAAGCCAUGCUUUUUCUCUCAAGGAUCGAGACCCAGUUCAAGGCCAUCUCUUUUUCUCCUUCAGAUUCCGGUUGUGGUGAGGGAGGCAUGGAUAGGAAUGGAUCAUCCGAAGAAGAUCUAGAUGUUGAUGUAAGUAACAAUAUGGUUGAUCCUCAAGCUGAAGAGCGAGAGCUGAAAGGUCAGUUAUUGCGAAAGUACAGUGGGUACUUAGGAAGUUUGAAGCAAGAGUUCAUGAAGAAGAGAAAGAAAGGGAAGUUGCCCAAAGAAGCUCGUCAACAGUUGCUUGACUGGUGGACCCGACAUUACAAAUGGCCCUACCCUUCGGAAGCUCAGAAGUUGGCUUUAGCUGAAUCAACAGGGCUAGAUCAAAAGCAGAUAAACAACUGGUUCAUAAACCAAAGGAAGCGUCACUGGAAACCAUCUGAGGAUAUGCAGUUUGUGGUAAUGGAUGCUGCUCAUCCUCAUUAUUACAUGGACAAUAUCUUUGGGAAUCCUUACCCCAUGGACGUGUCACUUCUCUAGAUGCAUAUAAUGAUGGAUAUCAUAAAAACUACUAUGAAGGAAUGGGAGUGUAUAUGAUCUCAUCUGAAGGGUUUUGCAUGUUGUUGUUACGUAUUAUGCUUGUUAUUUAUGAUUUUACGUUUAUGUAAUGUAAGACACAAUCAGUAGUAAGCUAUGUAUAUGUAUGUGAUGUUUAAUU
Lactuca sativa (garden lettuce) is the source of this 1763-nucleotide messenger RNA. Its product is annotated as homeobox protein SBH1. The record is from RefSeq and is a predicted model, not a curated record. Gene Ontology annotation, cellular component: nucleus. Lineage: Eukaryota; Viridiplantae; Streptophyta; Magnoliopsida; Asterales; Asteraceae. Gene Ontology annotation, biological process: regulation of DNA-templated transcription. Gene Ontology annotation, molecular function: DNA-binding transcription factor activity, RNA polymerase II-specific; DNA binding.